CUCAUUUGUGAAUAGCUACCGUAUCCAUCGACCACAUCAAGCUCAUCUCCAUCAUCAUGGUUGCCAUUGGAGACUCGCUGCCCGCUUUGACCUUGAAAGAACUCGUGACGGUCGAAGGCACAUGCGCCCUCGGUCCCCGAGACGUCGACAUCCGCGCUGAAUCUGCCGGGAAGACCAUCGCACUCUUCGCCGUGCCGGGGGCGUUCACCCCCACGUGCUCCAACUCGCACGUGCCCAGUUACGUCCAGCUCCACGACGAGCUCAAGGCGGCGGGCGUCGACGAGAUCUGGUGCGUCAGCGUCAACGACGCGUUCGUAAUGGGCGCGUGGGGCACGGCCCAAAACGCCGACGGGAAGGUCCGCAUGAUCGCCGACGGCGACGCCGAGCUCACCAAGGCGUUGGACUUGGUGUUGGACCUUGUGGGUAAGGGCUUGGGGGUACGCAGCCAGCGCUACUCGAUGCUGGUCAAGGACGGCGUCGUGAAGGCACUCAACAUCGAAGACAACAAGACCCAGAACUCGUUCGCCCCGCUCUUGCUCGAGCAAGCCCUCGCGUCCCCUUAAGCCAUACUUGAAGUACUAGUUUGACACAUACAAAAGAAUACAUAUACACGUCCUUCCAAU
Molecule: messenger RNA, 623 nt
Organism: Aphanomyces astaci
Lineage: Eukaryota; Oomycota; Saprolegniomycetes; Saprolegniales; Verrucalvaceae
Exons: 1
Coding region: 57-563 (168 amino acids)
Biological process (GO): hydrogen peroxide catabolic process; cell redox homeostasis; cellular response to oxidative stress
Cellular component (GO): cytoplasm
Molecular function (GO): thioredoxin peroxidase activity
Source: RefSeq, a predicted model, not a curated record